CGGCGCUUUACGGCACCGUAGGUGAGGGCGACGGCGUGGAUCCCUGCUCAGCGCACAUCCUCUGCUUGGGCACUGCUUCUGGGGAGCAGCGGCUUUUAGGGAGUUGGGGAAGACAGGGCCCCAACUACGAUUCUUCCAACGGUAACCAUCUGUUCCUAGUCGCCCUCCCCCUGGACUUGGAAAUGCUUUACAUGAUCGGUUUGGGCCUGGGAGAUGCCAAGGACAUCACAGUCAAGGGCCUGGAAGUUGUAAGACGCUGCAGUCGAGUGUAUCUGGAAGCCUAUACCUCAAUCCUGACUGUAGGGAAGGAAGUUCUGGAAGAGUUUUAUGGAAGAAAAUUGAUUCUUGCCGAUAGAGAAGAAGUGGAACAGGAAGCAGAUAAUAUUUUAAAGGAUGCUGAUAUCGGCGAUGUUGCAUUCCUUGUAGUUGGUGAUCCAUUUGGGGCUACAACACACAGUGAUCUUAUUCUGAGAGCAACGAAACUGGGAAUUCCUUACCGAGUUAUUCACAAUGCUUCCAUAAUGAAUGCUGUGGGCUGCUGUGGUUUACAGUUGUAUAAAUUUGGAGAGACUGUGUCUAUUGUUUUUUGGACAGACACUUGGAGACCAGAAAGCUUCUUUGACAAAGUGAAGAAGAACAGACUAAAUGGCAUGCACACGCUCUGCUUGCUGGACAUCAAAGUAAAGGAGCAGUCUUUGGAAAAUCUAAUCAAGGGAAGGAAGAUCUACGAACCGCCUCGGUAUAUGAGUGUGAACCAAGCAGCGCAGCAGCUUCUGGAGAUCAUUCAGAACCAGCGAAUGAGAGGAGAAGAGCCAGCAGUCACCGAGGAGACGCUCUGUGUUGGCUUAGCCAGAGUUGGAGCUGAGGACCAGAAAAUUGCAGCCGGCACUUUGCAGCAGAUGUGUACAGUGGACCUGGGAGGACCAUUACAUUCCUUGAUCAUCACAGGCGGCAGCUUGCAUCCACUGGAGAUGGAGAUGCUAAGUCUGUUUUCCAUACCAGAAGACAGCUCAAAAUCCCAAAGCACCGAUGGACUCUGAACUAGACGUUUUCCACAGUUAGAUGUUAAUUUCAGUCACAUAUGCGCAUACGCAUAUUUGUACAACAACUCAAACAGGUCUUUUGGUUUACCUAAUAAGUAUAAAACAACUGACCAAGAAGAAAAAUGUUGACUCAACAGUGUUUGGUUUCCUGUGGCAAUGAGUUUUUUCCCUAUGAUAUCACCAGCUGUUGCUGUUAUUUUGGCAGUGUUUCAAGGAGCAGACCAAGUUGGAAAACUUGGAGAUAGACAUCCUAGACAGAAUCACUUAGAAGCAGUUUUUGUUUAUGAAACCAGUUUAUAUGAGGUGGAACUUUCUUAAAAAGACAGAUGUCUUGACUACAAGGUAAGUUUUCUUGACAGCAUUUGGUGUUAUUGCAUAUAAAGAGAGGUAGGAGGAAUAAGUCCACACCCAGCAGUCCUGCUUACUUAAAGCUCAGCUGAGUACAUACUACAAAAUGACAUCCUUUUGAAUUAGCUUGUCUUGUUAAACUGACAUCCUAAUUAUGUGCCUCAUGUCCUGCUGUAUUUCGGAGGUUUGUAAAUGUUCAGCCAGCAUGUACAGUUGCUCUUUGGUUUUAAUUAGCAUCUUUCUCAUCCAAGCUGACAGAUGGAAAAGUUGCUGACUACAAAAUAAAACUUAAGUUUGAAGACAA
This is a messenger RNA of Phacochoerus africanus (Common warthog), 1695 nucleotides long. RefSeq names its product diphthamide biosynthesis 5 (gene DPH5). The coding region runs from base 183 to 1040 and encodes 285 amino acids. Gene Ontology annotation, biological process: protein histidyl modification to diphthamide. Gene Ontology annotation, molecular function: diphthine synthase activity. The record is from RefSeq and is a predicted model, not a curated record. The transcript is spliced from 8 exons. NCBI's taxonomy places the organism in Eukaryota, Metazoa, Chordata, Mammalia, Artiodactyla, Suidae.